GUGUCCUCUCGUAUCCCGGCGUGCCCCGCGGCCCGGAAGCGGCGGGCCGCCAUGGAGGAGGACGAGCCGGAGCUGGCGGCCGGGUUGGAGGCGGCUCUGGAGCUGGCGCCCGCCGUGCAGGCCGCCAUCGAGCAGGUAUUUCCCAGCCAAGAUCCACUGGACAGAGCAGAUUUCAAUGCUGUGGAAUAUAUUAAUACUCUCUUUCCCACUGAGCAAUCUUUGGCGAACAUCGAUGAGGUUGUGAACAAAAUCAGAUUGAAAAUAAGGAGGUUGGAUGACAACAUUCGAACUGUAGUGAGAGGACAGACCAACGUGGGACAGGAUGGCAGGCAGGCCCUGGAAGAAGCCCAGAAAGCUAUUCAACAGCUCUUUGGUAAAAUUAAGGAUAUUAAAGACAAGGCUGAAAAAUCAGAACAAAUGGUUAAAGAAAUCACACGGGAUAUCAAGCAGCUAGAUCAUGCCAAGCGUCAUCUGACCACCUCCAUCACCACCCUCAACCACCUACACAUGCUGGCAGGGGGUGUGGAUUCACUGGAGGCUAUGACCAGGAGGAGACAAUAUGGGGAAGUUGCCAACCUUCUCCAAGGUGUCGUGAAUGUGUUAGAGCACUUCAACAAAUACAUGGGGAUUCCUCAGAUUCGACAGCUUUCCGAAAGGGUGAAGGCAGCACAGAAUGAGUUGGGACAGCAGAUCCUGGCUGACUUCGAGGAAGCUUUUCCUUCUCAAGGUACAAAGAGGCCUGGUGGACCCAGCAAUGUCCUACGUGAUGCGUGUCUAGUCGCCAAUGUCCUGGAUCCCAGAAUCAAACAGGAAAUCAUCAAGAAAUUUAUUAAACAACACCUCUCAGAGUAUCUGGUCCUUUUCCAGGAAAACCAAGAUGUGGCCUGGCUGGAUAAGAUUGACAGGCGCUAUGCUUGGAUAAAGCGUCAACUGGUGGACUACGAGGAGAAAUACGGGCGCAUGUUUCCCCAGGAGUGGUGUAUGACGGAGCGCAUCGCUGUGGAGUUCUGCCACGUCACAAGAACAGAGCUUGCUAAGAUAAUGCGCACAAGAGCAAAGGAGAUUGAGGUGAAAUUGCUUUUGUUUGCAAUUCAGAGGACAACCAACUUUGAAGGACUUCUGGCUAAACGCUUCUCAGGUUGCACUCUAGCUGAUGGGACAGUGAAGAAGCCAGAAGUGCCACUUCCCUCCACCAACCCGUUCCUGGAGGAUGAAACUGGGACAGAGACAGAUGAGAUUGUGAUCGAGAAAAGUGAUACGGACAAACCAAAGAAGCCGAAGGUCCCUGACAAUCCUUUUCAUGGCAUUGUUUCCAAGUGCUUUGAGCCUCACCUUUAUGUGUAUAUCGAGUCCCAGGACAAAAAUCUUGGCGAACUGAUUGACAGGUUUGUGGCUGACUUCAAGGCUCAAGGUCCCCCCAAACCCAAUGUGGACGAAGGAGGAGCCGUCCUGCCCAGCUGUGCUGACCUCUUUGUGUACUACAAGAAGUGCAUGGUGCAGUGCUCCCAGCUCAGCACAGGCGAGCCGAUGAUAGCCCUGACCACCAUAUUCCAGAAGUACCUUCGGGAAUACGCCUGGAAAAUUCUGUCUGGAAACCUGCCCAAGACAACUAGCAGCAGCGGUGGGCUCACCAUCACUAGUUUGCUGAAAGAAAAGGAAGGCUCUGAAGUGGCAAAGUUUACUUUAGAAGAACUCUGCCUCAUUUGCAGCAUCCUAAGUACUGCAGAGUACUGCUUGGCGACCACCCAGCAGUUGGAAGAGAAACUCAAAGAAAAAGUGGAUGCAAGUCUAGUGGAGAGAAUCAACCUGACGGGAGAGAUGGACACUUUCAGCAUUGUAAUCUCCAACAGCAUACAGCUGUUAGUGCAGGACCUGGAUGCAGCCUGUGACCCUGCCCUGACUGCUAUGAGCAAGAUGCAGUGGCAGAACGUGGAACACGUUGGUGACCAGAGUCCUUAUGUCACCUCAGUGAUUCUCCACAUCAAACAGAACGUCCCCAUCAUCCGCGACAAUCUGGCCUCCACGAGAAAGUAUUUCACUCAGUUCUGUAUAAAAUUUGCAAACUCCUUCAUUCCCAAGUUCAUUAACCAUCUCUUCAAGUGCAAACCUAUUAGCAUGGUGGGCGCAGAACAGCUGCUGCUGGACACUCACUCUCUGAAGAUGGUUCUCCUGGAUCUGCCCUCCAUUGGGUCCCAAGUGGUGAGGAAGGCUCCUGCCAGCUACACAAAGAUAGUGGUGAAAGGCAUGACUCGGGCUGAAAUGAUCCUGAAGGUGGUUAUGGCUCCUCACGAGCCCCCGGUUGUUUUUGUCGACAAUUACAUCAAGCUCCUUGCUGACUGCAGCACUGACACUUUCCAGAAGAUACUAGACAUGAAGGGCCUGAAGAGGAGUGAACAAAGCAGCAUGCUGGACCUCUUCCGCCAGCGCCUCCCGGCUCCCCCCUCCGGAGUGGAGAACACCGGCUCCCUCUCGCUGAGCGCUCCUACGCCCGAGCAGGAAUCCUCUCGGAUACGGAAACUGGAGAAACUCAUCAAAAAAAGACUCUAAGUGAGCAGAAGUAAACUCUGUUGCUCAGGACUAGCUGCAGUGACUGGGAGCAAAGCUCGUCAGACUUAUGAUUUACAGUAUGCUGCUGAAAAAUCUGUGUUCCAUCACUCCCAUGCCCUGUAAUCUCUUAACCAUCAUAUACCAUGAUACCGCAUCUCCGUUCAGACCAAGGGAGAGUUUGACCAAGGUGUUUGUCCUUAGACAGCUUAGCAGGAGUGAAACCCAGGACGUUGCUGGGUCCAUGUGGUGGAGAAAAUAGAGGUACCUGGAAGUCAGCAGCUACAAAAACAGUUUAAGUGGAUUCAGAGAAUAUCUAGCUGUGAUGCGCUUGGUGUCCCAGCCUUCAGCCUGGCUGAGCUCCUGCUGCAGCACUGAGGAUUUUGCCUGAGUUCUGUGUUACUGCUCACUCCCUGUUGCGCAGCUGUUCCUGUUUCAUUAUUUAUUUGGGGGGUGAGGCGGGGACACCAACCCCAAACCAUCACCACCACCACCACCAAAAAAACCCCAACCCUUUAACAGCUGGAAUCCAGGCAUCUGCAGCUCCACUGAAUUAAUGAGAUGCCCAGGAGAGAACCCCAAAGCAGAUUUCUCCCCUGCUCCCACAACAGGCGUGCAGAAACCACCAGUAAAACAGCAAGGCAACUCCUUUUCAGAACAGGAGGAAAGGGCUGAGCAAAUGCCUUCUGCACCUUGGCAAACCUCCUGCCAACAAGCUGGCAGCCUCUGUCGCUGUUACAGCCUAAAGGCCAAACCCUAGACAUCUGCGGAGCCCAUCUCCAGCCGCUUGUUAUUUCUCUUGUGUGUGCUGGACUUGCCGGCUGUCCCCGAUGGGAGUUCCCGUACCGCAUCUCAUCCUCUCUCCACAAAGGGCCGUUCAUGGAGCAAGUGUCAAACAGCACCAGCCCCUCGUUCUUACGCCAGCCGGCGUGUCCCAAGCAGGGGUGUGCCCCUUUGGCACCUUCGCUGCCCUGUGAGGAGAGAUGCUGGAAACAUUGGCUUUAACAGGGAGCCUGGGCCUCUUCCCAGGACGGGAUGCUUACAGCAGCCUCAGACUUCGAGGGCCUUCCUCUCCUCCUCCUCCUCUGAGCUUCAGUUUGCACCAGUGCAGAGAGGAGGAGAACCAGAGGUGAAAUAUUUUGGAUAACCCCUUCCCAGGAGGCCGGCUCCUGCUGGCACCCAGCCACAAAGCCAGCGUGGAGCAGGGUUGGGGUCGGUGGACGUCUGCGCCCUGCCCGUUGUGUGAGCUUCCCCGAGGAGUCUCCGUGCAGGGAGACAUCGCCUUGUCAUUAGCAGUGCUGGAUUUCUUCCACUCCUCUACCCUUUUUGGGGACUUUGAAGGCAUGUGCCCAACUGUGAACAACUGAAUCCCUUAUGGGUUUAGGGGCAGAUCGACCAGUCGUGCCUGCUUUAUUUUAACUCAAGCUUCACUUGCAUGUGCAGGAAAAAGAAGUCCUGUACCAGUUUGGCAGGUGAGGAGCAAUCAUGGUGUCAGAUGCCUUCUUGGGAGGGUCAUGCUCCUCACCAGGUCAAGUUUGGGCUGUAGGACUAUAUUUAUUAGGGGCUGUGCUCGCUAGGGAUUGUAGUACUUGUCACUGCGCAUCUGGGAGGAGGGAUCAGACAUGCUCCAGGAAAAUGAGCUCUGUCCCAGAGCUUCACUGGGACUGGGGAGGGAGGAGGUGAAAUGAGAAAUCCCUGAGUGAGGCAGAACCUGGGCUCACACUGUUUGCCUGUUUGUGCUUCAGCACUGUCCCCUCUUGGGUGCAGGCUGCUCCCCUUCCCUCUCCUCAGCCCCGUGGCUGUGGGAGGGCAAAUUUGGUGCCUGGUUGGUAAAAUCCUGUUCUCCCUUUGCACAGCUGGCAGGUGAGCCUGUGCUUGAACACGCAGGAGUUAAUCACGGGAUUCGAGCAGAAAGAAUAAAUCCGUAGAGAUGAAAUCCUCACUGGUUGGGUUUUCUAACGCUGCUCAGACCGACCUGCUGCUGCAGCGAGGUGUGCACUAACAGAUACGCUAACACCAGCUCUUUAGGAUGUAUUUUCAGGGCUCCCCAGGCUUGGGCCCUGGCUGUGGUGUGCGGGUGCUGAGCUGCAGAGAGCGGUAGUGGUGAUGUCUGUUGCAGAGCAGCAGUAACAACAGUUGUGGGGAGGGACGGCAGUUUCUCGUCACUCCGGUUUUACAAAUCUUCCCAGAGUCCGCUGUUGCUUCAUUUAUUUCCUCUCCUGAUUUCACAUCGGGUGACAAAAGAAGGAACGGUGGUUGAAAGCACGUCAGGAUUACAAACGGCCAUUCCCCAAGGACAGAUUAUCUCAAGGUGCAUGUGCAGGAUGGUUCACACGUUAUCAAAUGCAGUAGCCAGGGAGGAGGGAACACGGGUUUGCAGAGAUUCGUUAUUCCCGUAGAGGGAUGAAUAAUUUAUUUUAGAUUAAUUUUUCUUUGUUCUGUCUAUGGAUGGUUCUCUAACUAAAUUAUGAAUAGCCGAAGACGAUGUUCAAGUUACCAUCGUGUGUCUUUCCCUGAAGGCUUCCCCCGUUUCAUUCUCUGCAUUUCAUUCUGGAGAUAAGAGGAAAUAAGAGGAAAAAUGAAUUUUUAGUUUCAGCCUUUGAAGAAUGCUACAGGUCUGGGUGUUUGGAGUUCCACUUUUAGAAAGCAAGUCCGCAUUUUUCUACUUUUGGUAUGAGGGUUUUGUCCCCCUGGCUCUUGGGUAUUUAUCAGAUUUGGCACAUCUGUAUGUGUAUGUUAGCUGUUUGGGGUUUACAUCGGGGAAUAAAGGAUGGGUUUUUUUCUGUAUAAAAUGCCACUUUUUAUGGGUUUUGGCCGAGGUGUAAUUCUGGCUGUGUGUCGGAAUGUGACACUAAAAUGAAUUAAACGGUUACUGAUGUUCA
Molecule: messenger RNA, 5426 nt
Organism: Aquila chrysaetos chrysaetos
Lineage: Eukaryota; Metazoa; Chordata; Aves; Accipitriformes; Accipitridae
Gene: VPS53
Product: VPS53 subunit of GARP complex
Exons: 22
Coding region: 52-2547 (831 amino acids)
Biological process (GO): retrograde transport, endosome to Golgi
Cellular component (GO): GARP complex
Source: RefSeq, a predicted model, not a curated record